GACAUGGCGCCCUAGGCCGAUGGGUACGUGUGCACGUAACAUUCCCAUCUCAAUGCAGGGCCGGUGGAAUCGUUGGCCGUCUAAUGCAAGUAGACAUGUCCGGCCCUUGUUGCCAGACUGGUCCAGAGGAGAAUGAUCCCAGUACGCUGCGCGCGAUGUGGGCAUUCCUUCAGCGGUGCCGGUACGUUAUGCCAAGGUUGUGGCCACGGCGUUACUAAAUACUGCGCCGUGUCCGGAAAAUACGCAUCGUUGAUUGCGACCUGACAACACCUAUUCGCAAUCGUCUCUGGUCCAUCACUUCACGCUCGCGUCCGAAUAUAUAUGAACCCGCGCACUCUCCUCGAGGAAACCGCGUUACACCCGACAUGCCGUUCUACCCGACCCACCUCACCGUACUUCAAACAGCUGCUAUCUUACAUCCCUCAGCUAAUGCUUUCCGUGUCCCGGAGGUAGAGACGGGCACCAACACCAUCCGCAGCUGGCGCGCGAUUACCUACUCGCAGUUCCUUCGCGAUGUCGAACAUACCGCAGCAUAUUGGACGGAAGUGCUGACGGCUGAGGGCGUCCAUCCCCCUUCUGUCGUAGGUCUCUGGCUUAGCGGGAUGACUUACGUCGACGCCCUGCACAUCUACGGCAUAUCUAGGGCAGGAUAUGUGCCGCAGCUCAUGUCGCUCCGCCUCCCGAACCCCGACGUCAUCCUCGAGCUACUAGAGCAAUCGGGAGGCAGAGCACUCAUCUACGACACCUCGUUCUCUGCGGUAGUGCGUCCAGGGUCCGUCCCGAUGCAUGUCGCCGUCGACCCACGCGAUAUCACCGUGUCCGACGUGCCCCUACCGCCGAUCGAAGAGGGCUCACGCAGCGAGGAUCCUGUGAUGAUCUUCCACACGUCGGGGUCUACGUCGGGUCGCCCGAAGUUGGUGCCAUGCAGUCACUCGUGGUGGGCGAACAUGAUGGCGAAGGCAGCGACCGUUUUGCGUCCGAAGCGCUCCCAACCUGACGCCCGAGACGUUUUCGUCUGGAUGGGAAGCCUUUGCCACAUGGCACAAGCCUUCAUGCUCGUCGGUACCCUCCAGCACGGCUCCUGCAUGGUUCAGAGCACGCAACAAGCGUACCCGACGGAGGAAUUUCUGGACAUGGUCAACCGCUGUGGAGUUACCCGUGUCAACAUCUUCCCCCCUCUGCUCGCGGUCCACCUUCGUAACUCUCGCAAGGAUCCUGUGGUCCUUGCGGCACUGCAGGGCCUUGAUCAAAUUCUCAUCGCUGGUCUCACGAUGUCGCAGGAAGACCAGCAGUGGGUCCAAAGUCAGGGCAUCAAAGUCUUGGACUGCUACGCCAGCACGGAGGUAGCCAUCAUGAUGACAUCCGAUCGGGGCGUCGAGGGUAACAGGCUGCCCCCGUUGCGACCAAACAGUGGUGGCUCUUACAAGUUCAUGCCCAUCAUACCGGCCGCCGCCGCCUCAGAGUCUGGCUACCAAAAUAUCCACGCCCACCUGGUCGAGCUCAUCGUAUUGGCGGACUCCCCGGACUGUCCUGACGUGUCUCUACGCCACGCAGACGGGGACUAUCACACGGGUGACCUGUUCUUGGAGGUGGCUCCGGGCGGAUAUGUUUUCUGCGGCCGCGACGACGACUGGAUCAAAAGCGAGAACUCGCUGCGCUGCGAUACCAAGGCCAUCGAGGACAACGUUCGCAUUGUGUGCGACGACCUUGUCAGCAACUGCGUCGUCGUCGGGAAUGGCAGGCCGACCCCCGCGCUCUUCGUCGAGCCCGCGAGAGACGGUGACGCACAAAAAUUGCGGCAGGAGAUUUUCCGGAGGAUUAGGCCCUUCCAUGCACGUCGCUAUCUCCACGAGCGCGUAGCAUCUGCCGACUCUAUUUUCGUCGUGGACCGAGGUGUGCUUCCCCGCACGGCGACGAAGGGAAACAUCAGGAGACGCGCGGUAGAGCAGGCGUUCAAAGCUGAGCUUGAUCGCCUGUUUGGGGUGGUGCAUUAAUUCUUCGCCUUCUAAUGAUAAAGUUAUUGGUAAUACUAAUGUCGAACUGCGUCCUUUCUUGGUCAUCUAUGCCACACGAGCUACCCCUACAUCCUUUGUUCUGCUUCUACCAUAUUAAUUUCCACCAUAUUCAUAUUGCCGAAGCACUUUCUUGGAUCAGACAGCGUAAUAUACUCUCCCGAAUGCGUCCCUCAAUGUAUCUACUGCGACAGAUUGGCCCUAAUAUUACAUUGACCCAUCA
Rhodofomes roseus is the source of this 2235-nucleotide messenger RNA. Its product is annotated as acetyl-CoA synthetase-like protein. Bases 366 to 1994 code for a protein of 542 amino acids. NCBI's taxonomy places the organism in Eukaryota, Fungi, Basidiomycota, Agaricomycetes, Polyporales, Fomitopsidaceae. The record is from RefSeq and is a predicted model, not a curated record. The transcript is spliced from 4 exons. Gene Ontology annotation, biological process: fatty acid metabolic process. Gene Ontology annotation, molecular function: medium-chain fatty acid-CoA ligase activity.